AGCGUGAACUUGGCCCUACACAGGCCCCCCCGAGAUGAGCGCGGGGCUCCCCAGACUGGAGCUACACUCCGAGACAAGCUGACCUCUACUCACCCGCCUCGGACUGCGGGAGGGGCCGCGGCGUCCACGCCUUCGGAGGAGCGGGAGCCGCAGGAUGCGCGGGGACGCGCCGCCGCCCUCCGCACCCAGUUCCGCAGGCGCUUCCCCGGCUGCUCCCGGGCGCUGAUCUCCCGCUUCCCCUCCCUCCUGACCUCCCCCCGCGCGGCCCUGGACCGGCCGGGAGCUGCUCCUGCCCCCUCGCCGCGGCGCGGACGGUAAAUUAAUGCCUCGCGUUUGAGGGGAGGGGGCGGCUCAGCGCCUGGGUCGCAGCUUUCUCGCCUGGCUGGAGACGGGCCACUGCCGACAUGGGCUGUUUCUGCGCUGUUCCGGAAGAAUUUUACUGCGAAGUUUUGCUCCUGGAUGAGUCCAAGUUAACCCUCACCACCCAGCAGCAGGGCAUCAAGAAGUCAACGAAAGGUUCUGUCGUCCUUGACCACGUAUUCCGUCACAUAAACCUGGUGGAGAUCGAUUAUUUCGGGCUGCGUUACUGUGACAGAAGCCAUCAGACAUAUUGGCUGGAUCCUGCAAAAACCCUUGCUGAACACAAGGAACUGAUCAACACUGGACCUCCAUAUACUUUGUAUUUUGGUAUUAAAUUCUAUGCUGAAGAUCCAUGUAAGCUUAAAGAAGAAAUCACCAGAUACCAGUUUUUCUUGCAGGUGAAGCAAGAUGUCCUUCAGGGCCGGCUGCCCUGCCCCGCCAACACUGCUGCUCAGCUGGGAGCCUAUGCCAUCCAGUCUGAACUUGGAGAUUAUGACCCAUAUAAGCAUAUUGCAGGGUAUGUGUCAGAAUACCGGUUUGUUCCUGAUCAGAAGGAAGAACUUGAGGAAGCCAUAGAAAGAAUUCAUAAAACUCUAAUGGGUCAGGCUCCUUCGGAAGCGGAGCUGAAUUACUUGAGGACUGCAAAGGCCCUGGAGAUGUACGGCGUUGACCUCCAUCCCGUCUAUGGAGAAAACAAAUCUGAGUAUUUCUUAGGAUUAACUCCAGUUGGUGUUGUUGUCUACAAAAAUAAAAAGCAAGUGGGGAAGUAUUUCUGGCCUCGGAUCACAAAGGUUCACUUCAAGGAGACACAGUUUGAACUCAGAGUACUGGGAAAAGAUUGCAAUGAAACCUCAUUCUUUUUUGAAGCUCGAAGUAAAACUGCUUGUAAGCAUCUUUGGAAGUGCAGCGUAGAACAUCAUACAUUUUUUAGAAUGCCAGAGAAUGAAUCAAAUUCAUUGUCAAGAAAACUCAGCAAAUUUGGAUCCAUGAGUUAUAAGCACCGGUAUAGUGGCAGGACAGCGUUGCAAAUGAAUCGAGAUCUUUCUAUUCAACUUCCGCGGCCAGAUCAGAAUGUGGCCAGAAGCCGGAGCAAGACUUACCCUAAGAGAACAGCACAGACACAGCCAGCUGGAUCCAACAGCAUAAAUCGGGUAACUGCAAACAUGGAAAAUGGAGAAAAUGAAGGAACAACUAAAAUUAUGGCACCUUCACCAAUAAAAAGCUUUAAGAAAGCAAAGAAUGAAAACAGCCCUGAUACCCAAAGAAGCAAACCUCAUGCGCCGUGGGAAGAAAACGGCCCCCAGAGUGGACUCUACAACUCUCCCAAUGACCGCACCAAGUCCCCGAAGUUUCCCUGCGCGCGCCGCCGAAACCCCUCCUGUGGGAGCGACAACGACUCUGUACAGCCAGCGAGGAGAAGGAAAGCCCAUAAUAGUGGUGAAGACUCAGAUCUAAAGCAAAGGAGGAGGUCACGCUCACGCUGUAACACAAGCAGCGGUAGUGAAUCAGAAAAUUCUAACAGAGAACAUCGGAAAAAGAGAAACAGAAUACGGCAGGAGAACGAUCUGGUUGACUCAGCGCCUCAGUGGGAAGCUGUAUUAAGGAGACAAAAGGAGAAAAGCCAGGCGGACCCCAGCAACAGACGAUCCAGACACAGAUCUCGCUCGAGAAGCCCUGAUAUCCAAGCAAAAGAAGAGUUAUGGAAGCAUAUUCAGAAGGAACUUGUGGAUCCGUCUGGAUUGUCAGAAGAACAAUUAAAAGAGAUUCCAUACACUAAAAUUGAGACUCAAGGUGACCCGAUCCGCAUCCGACACUCUCACUCGCCCCGAAGUUACCGCCAGUAUCGAAGGUCCCAGUGUUCAGAUGGAGAGCGAUCGGUUCUGUCGGAAGUGAAUUCGAAAACGGACCUCGUCCCCCCGCUGCCCGUGACCCGCUCUUCAGAUGCCCAGGGUUCUGGCGGCCCCACAGUGCGUCAGAAAAGAAAUGGAUCUAAAGAUAGCCUGAUUGAAGAAAAAUCUCAGACAUCUACAAGCAGUCUGGCUGGAAAACAUAUAGCAAAAACAAUAAAAACUAUCCAAGCUUCACGCCUCAAGAUGGAGACUUGAUCCCAGUGGAAGACUUGGGAUGAGGGGUUGGGAGGGGUGGGAAGGGUGUGUGUGCCCCCUUUUACUUUGAAACUGUGAAUUGUAAUUAUUUAAGUAUCUUGGACCUGCAAGUGUUUCUUCAGAAGAAAGUGUUGCUUCUUUUCAAGGUUUAACUACAGUAUAUUUGUGCUGAAGGACCUUUUUAUUUGGUAACUGGAAGGAUAGUCGUCUUGUAAAAACUCAUUCACUGGAUGCCAUAUCCACAACCCAGACCAGAUGCUUCUGGUCAAAGUUCUGGAAUCCUGGCCUGCAGCUGGCUAGCUGUGCAAUAGUACAAGUGGGAUGAAAAGUUCUUCCCAACUCUAGGUGGGCCUCAGCCUGUGCAGAUGCAUGACUGAGGUCCCAUCUCUUUCAGACUGUGGAUAUUUUUAUUCAUAUAAAUGUUCUUUGUACUGCUGUAUUUUAUGGCAUUAAGUUCCACUGGUUAUUUACAAAUGUAAAGUUUUGUUUGAAAGCAUUUUUAAUUUGUAGUGUCCUUGUCUUGUUUUAAGAAAAAAGCUGUAUGUGGAUAUCAGCCUAUAAAUUCAUGACCACCCUCAGCAUCCAGUGGUCCCUCCAUUC
Molecule: messenger RNA, 3065 nt
Organism: Miniopterus natalensis
Lineage: Eukaryota; Metazoa; Chordata; Mammalia; Chiroptera; Miniopteridae
Gene: EPB41L4A
Product: erythrocyte membrane protein band 4.1 like 4A
Biological process (GO): actomyosin structure organization
Cellular component (GO): cytoskeleton
Molecular function (GO): cytoskeletal protein binding
Source: RefSeq, a predicted model, not a curated record